Messenger RNA from Cyclocybe aegerita, 1023 nucleotides. NCBI's taxonomy places the organism in Eukaryota, Fungi, Basidiomycota, Agaricomycetes, Agaricales, Hemipholiotaceae. The record is from the annotation of a GenBank genome assembly.
AUGGCGUCUACGGGAGAACAAGUUAACGUCCCGUUUUUUAAGAAAAAGGGAAAGGGACGACCCACGACUACGCGAAAGCGCUCUGCGUCACCACCACCUGUCGACUCGCCAAGAUUUGGCGCCGCCUCAUCUUCUACCAAGUCGGAAGUUGUGCUUCCAACGAGAAAGGCCGCGACAAACCUGCUUAGUACAGGGACAAAACGCACCGCCUCACAACGCGACGGUGUGGGCGACCAGGAUACGCCGGAGAAGGAUGGACCGGACGUGAAGUGGACGGCAGAGGGCUCGCAUAUGAACGCGGCGUUGGAGAUUCUGGCGGGGGACGAGGUUGAGGAGCUGAUGGCAAAGAGGCGUCGGAAGGAAAAGGCUGAUGCUGGGGAGGAAGACGACAUACCCGACGAUGGAAAAUACCACGGACAAAGUGCCUAUCGUAGUCACAUCAAGAAAAGCACGGAGGUUCCAAAAGCGAUGAGAGUUGGCCCUCAACGAGGUACCAGCACGAUACGGACGGUCACCAUCGUGGACUAUCAGCCGGACGUGUGUAAAGAUUACAAAGAAACUGGCUAUUGUGGCUUUGGUGACACUUGCAAGUUCCUUCACGACCGUGGUACAUACCUUGCGGGAUGGCAGCUCGAUAAAUUGGCAGAGAACUCCAAAGGGCAAGUCUACGACGAGUCAGAGGACUCUGAUGAUGAGGAUGAGGACGUACCUUUCGCGUGUCUCAUAUGCAGAAAGCAUUACACCGACCCGGUGGUGACCCGGUGUGGGCACUACUAUUGCUCCGCGUGCGCCAUUAAACGAUAUGCUAAGACGCCGAAAUGCCUCGCAUGUGGUGCAACGACUGGCGGGAUCUUCAACCGCGCCGACAAAAUCUUGGAGAAAAUCCACAAAAAGAGGAAGGCGAAAGAGGACAGAGAAGCUGCUGGCUCGGGCGACGAGGGCGAAGGUAUCCAGAUCGAAGGUCUCAAGACCGUUGGCGGAGAGGAAGACUCGGACAAGAACUCCGGAUCUGAUUCAGAAUAG